AUGUGGUCCGCGUCCUACGACGUCCUCAUCGUCGGUGCAGGCAUCGCCGGCUCCGCCCUCGCGCACGCCCUCUCCGCCGCUGCUGUCAGACGCAAACGGCCCCUCCGGAUCUGUCUCCUCGAACGCUCACUCUCCGAGCCAGACCGCAUCGUCGGCGAGCUCCUCCAGCCUGGGGGAAUCCUCGCGCUCAAGAAGCUCGGGCUGGAGGAAUGCCUCGAGGACAUCGACGCCAUCCCGACGUAUGGCUAUUGUGUCAUGCUCGCGGGUAGCCCUGUGCACAUACCCUACCCCGAGGGCUACGAGGGCCGCGCCUUCCACCACGGCCGGUUCAUCCAGCAGCUCCGCAAGAAGGCGAAGGAGGCCGAACGCGUGGAGGUCGUCGAGGCCACCGUGUCGGAGUUGAUCGAGUGUCCGCUGACGGGCCGCGUGCUUGGGGUGCGCGCGACGCGCAAGGAGGAGGGCGCGGUUGAAAAGGAGGCGUUCUUCGCUGACCUCACGAUCGUUGCGGACGGGUGCUUCUCCAACUUCAGGAAUAAGGUGCUGGGCAAGGCGGCGCUGCAGGGGGUAACGAAGGGGCAUUUCGUGGGGAUGAUUCUUGAUGACGCGACGCUUCCGAUUCCGAAGCACGGGACGGUGAUGCUGGUGGAGGGCUCUGGGCCGGUGUUGUCGUACCAGAUUGGAACACACGAUACGCGGAUACUGGUCGACGUGAAGCAUCCUCCACCCCCGGACCUGAAGGAACAUAUCACCAAGAAUAUAAUCCCCCAGCUCCCCGCCUCCCUCCACCUACCCGCGCUUAAAGCGCUCUCUCAAGACCGCCUGCGACGGAUGCCCAACACUUUCCUCCCCGCGAUCCAACAAGGUACCCAACAUACGAAAGAAGGCGUCCUCCUCCUCGGCGACUCGUGGAACAUGCGGCACCCGCUCACGGGCGGGGGAAUGACGUGCGCGUUCAACGACGUUGUCAUCCUCCACGAACUACUACUGGACGACGUGCACGACCUCGCGGACUGGGCGCAGGUGAAGCCGGUGCUGAGGAAGUGGUUCUGGAGACGGAAGCCGCUCGCGUCGACGGUGAACAUCUUGAGCGUGGCGCUAUACGACUUGUUUGGUGCGGAUGAUCCGCUCCUCGAGGUCCUCCGCAUCGGGUGCUUCAAGUACUUCGAACUCGGCGGUGCGUGCGUGCGCGAGCCCGUCAGCAUCCUCGCUGGCAUCGAGCAGGCGCCCUUCAUGCUCUUCCGCCACUUCUUCUCCGUCGCGCUCUACUCCAUAUGGGUGCUCUUCACGCACCCGCGGCGCGUCGGUACGUCUGCAGACGGCAAGGCAGUGCUCCGCCGCCCGCGUCCGGACGAGUGGCCGUUGUUAGCGGUCAGGAGCAUGCAGGUGUUCUACACGGCGUGCGUGGUGUUCCUGCCGCUGCUUUGGACGGAGAUUCGUCCAUGA
This is a messenger RNA of Dichomitus squalens LYAD-421 SS1, 1443 nucleotides long. RefSeq names its product SE-domain-containing protein. Gene Ontology annotation, cellular component: endoplasmic reticulum; membrane. Lineage: Eukaryota; Fungi; Basidiomycota; Agaricomycetes; Polyporales; Polyporaceae. The transcript has 4 exons. The record is from RefSeq and is a predicted model, not a curated record. Bases 1 to 1443 code for a protein of 480 amino acids. Gene Ontology annotation, biological process: ergosterol biosynthetic process. Gene Ontology annotation, molecular function: flavin adenine dinucleotide binding; squalene monooxygenase activity.